UUGCGGUGUGUACUGUAAUCUGCAGUUAUUAUCACAUCAGCAAAGGAAGAAAUCGUAUUUCGCAUUAUUAAAUAUUAAAACACACAUUGUUGGAGUUGAAUUGCAAUUAUGGUGCAAACUCAAGUCAUUCAGCACGUGGUGCCUAAUGUCUGUUACCGGAAACCAAAGAAACCAAUGAAAAAUGUUAAAACAAAUUACACACAGAUACAAAAGAACUGCAUGAAAAAGAAAGCACCUGUAUCACACCCUCAAAAUACAACUUGUGAGCCUGUUUCCUGUACAAAGGAAAAGAAAACCGAGAAGGAACAGAAAGAAUCAGACGAAGUUAAAGAAGAGAAUGAUGUAGAAGAUAAAAAAGAGGAUCAUGAAAAAGUUAAAAAAGAGAAUCAUGAAGAAAUAAGAAAAUUUACAACUGCUGUGGAGGAUAUUAAGAAGAGAAGAAGAGAAGAGCGACUAGCAAAGCAAAAACAAGCUGACGAAGAAAGAGAACGGUUCGUUAAAAAUGCUGAAGAAAAGAAAGCUGCUGAAAGAGCAGAAAUAAUAAAAGAAGCGAAAAGAAUAAUUUUUUACCGGAAACCAAUGUGUCGGCGAAUUAAUCAGGGUCUCGUGGUUUCCGAGUGCUUAAGAGAAUUGGAGGAACAACUUAAAUUUCGGGAAACUAUUAAAAAUAUAGAUAAAGAGGCGGAAAGGGCUUAUGUAAAAUCGCUAAGAGAUGAUCUGGCGAAGUAUGAAGAAGAAACGAAAAAGAAAGCGGAUGCUUAUCUUGAGAAACGAAGAAAUUAUGCUACAGAAUUAAGGAUGCAAAUCGAAGAAAUUCAAAGAUCAACGAAAGCUGAAGAAAACAGAAAAUUCCAGGCUGAAAAACAAGAACUAUUAGAUACAAAUAAAUAUUUGGCCGAUGCUAAGGAACGCGAAAUGCAAGAAUUGUUGAACAAGAAACAAAGACUGAGUCAAUUUUUCAAAGACGCGAUCGAAGAGAAGAAGCAAUUCGAUUUGAAACUUAAAUACGAGGAGUCAUUCGAAGAUCGAGCGAUUGAAAUUUAUCAAAAGGCUAAAGCACGAAUCAGAAAAGCACAUAAGGAGAUGAUACUGAAGGAGAAGAAAGAAAGAGAACGUAGAGGAGAUGAAACAGGUGAAAAAUUCCGGUUAUUAGUACUCUCUCGAGAAGACAAUUUAGAGAAGAAUUUCAAAAGAGCCGUGGAAGAGCAAGAGGCGGAAUUCCAAGAAAAGGAGAGGAUUCGAAAAGAACGUGAUCUAAGAAUGAAAAAGGAAGUGCAAGAUUUUAAAACGGAAACAGCGAUCGCCAAAUCGAAGCUUCUUCAAGAAGAAAAUGAUUUGAAAACUUGGGAAGUGAUGCAAAGAUUUAAGAAGGCUCAGUGCGACAAAGAAACGGAAGUCGAGGAACGGAAACGAAAUUGGAAUAAAAAGAUGGAAUACGCUAAAUCGUUGAAGAAAUAUAUCAGUGAAAAGGAUGCUGAAAAGGAACAAGAAAAGCUUGCUGAAAAUAAAGUUAACGACAUGAGUGAAAAAAUUAUUGAUAAAGAAAAUAAGAGGGUUCUUGAUUAUGCUGAUGAAGUGUUGAAUGAAUCCAAAGGUGUUAGACCAUUGUUUCCAAUUCUCAAAGCAGUGGAGGAUUGCAAGAAAGAAAUGGGUCUAUUGCCAGCGAAAAAAAGAGAAGAAACAUUGGUUGAUACAAAGCCUAAAAAAAGAAGAGUUCCACGUGUUUGCACGAAACUUGUUCCUGAAGACAAGAUUUGUUACUUGUAGAAGAAACGUCAAGAAUCACUUGGAACAUUUUAAUGCUAGUCUUUGUUAACAUAAAAUUUUCUGAAAUAGAAUUAUUAUCAACAUUAUAAGAAAUGUAA
Messenger RNA from Osmia lignaria (orchard mason bee), 1865 nucleotides. RefSeq lists its product as uncharacterized. The record is from RefSeq and is a predicted model, not a curated record. Lineage: Eukaryota; Metazoa; Arthropoda; Insecta; Hymenoptera; Megachilidae. Gene Ontology annotation, cellular component: axonemal microtubule.